Schistosoma haematobium is the source of this 4110-nucleotide messenger RNA. RefSeq lists its product as uncharacterized. The coding region runs from base 829 to 2148 and encodes 439 amino acids. Lineage: Eukaryota; Metazoa; Platyhelminthes; Trematoda; Strigeidida; Schistosomatidae. The record is from RefSeq and is a predicted model, not a curated record. Gene Ontology annotation, cellular component: membrane. The transcript has 3 exons.
UUUAUCACUAUUACUGCCAUCAAAAAUAAACGAUGAAUAUGAAUCAUUGCACUAUCCUCAUAUAACGCCGCAACAAUACAACGCAUAAUAUACGGGUUUGUAUUCGUUCAAAAUAUUAGUUUUUUUAUUUCGUAUUACAAAGAGUAAAGUGCAUAUAAAUUAUUUUGUGUAAUACUGUUACACAAUUCGUUCAAAGUCCAACAUCACCCCGGAACAGAAACGGAUACAAAUAACUAGAGUUACAAUCCGUAUAUAUACGCGCAUACACAAAGAAAUAGUCACCCACCUACCCACUUACGAACGCAUACAUACAUCGCACACAUAAGCACAAACACUGGCACAUAGUAAUUAAAAAAAAUACGUAAACCAUCAAGGAGAACGACAUUUUUAGAGCAAGAGAGAGAAAUAAAUACUUUAAUUAUUGUUGUUUUAAAAUCUGGUUAAUACUUACUGUUAUUUUAAUUGUUAUUAAUGGAGAUAUAUAUGUAUAUAAAUGUCAUUAAAAACACGGAGUAGUUAACCACUAAUAAAUCAACUCUGAAUACUUAUAAAUAUAUAUAAAAAAAUCUUUUUGAAAUUAAAAUUACAUUGGGUCAAAUUUGACUGGAACUUCUAUUAUCAUUGUAUGCUACUUGUAUCGGAUUUGGAAAUACCAUUAUUUUCUUUCCCAUUAAUCCAUAUAAUUUACCAACUGCUUAAAUACUAUCAUCAACAACCAACUUGAUAGCAAAGAAUCUGUCAGGUAAUAGCAUACACGACCACGAGGAAACAUUUGGAUCAUUUAUACUUACUACUAUUACUACUACCAAUAUUCACAAAUUAUUUCACAUGUUAUUUAGUUCAGAGUUAUUUUCUCGAAAGUCUUCGUCAGUGACUCAUUUGAUUCUAUUAUUCUUUACUAUACAUUCUAUUCCGAUUAAACUAAUUCAUGGGAGUUGUGAACCAGCUCAAUUUGUAAUUAUAUGUACCAAUGAAUUCCCAUCAAGAUCAUUUCUAAAUAAUUUAACUGGUAAAUAUGAAUUGAUUAUACAAAGUGUAAAAACUAAACUAGACGUUAAAUCAUUUGAAAAAUAUCAAGGUGCACAAAUUAAACGUUUACAAAUCGAAAAAUCCACGAUUUAUUCAAUUGAACCGAAAUUUUUUAAUAUAUUUAGUCGUAAUAGUCUAGAACGUUUAUCAUUGAGUAAUGUCGAUGGUCCGUAUCGUUUGGAUGCUCAAUCUUUAGCUGGUCUAAGUGAAAAAUUAAAUACAUUGCGUAUUAAUGAUCAUGCAUUAGAUAACAUUGAUGAUUUUGUUAUAUUAAAUAAAUUAACACGAUUAUAUCUUGUUCGAACACAUUUAACACAAUUACCAAAUAAUUUUAAACAAUUGUUAACACAUUUAGAAGACAUUAACUUAUCUGAAAACUUAUUAACUUAUAUACCAUGGAAAGAACUAGCUGAACGUAUACAAAAUGAUCAAUUUUUAAAAAUUCAACUAGGUAAAAAUUUAUGGAAUUGCGAUUGUAGUGUAAAACCAUUAAUCGAAUUGAAACCCGAAGCGAAAGCUAAAAUUUAUGAAUUUCGUUGUCAUGCCCCGGAAAACUUGAAAUCUCGCGAACUGACUGAGUUAACAGUUGAUGAUAUAUGUAAAGAAGAAUUAAGUCAAUCAGUGAUACCAUCGGAAGAUUUAUCAUCAAAUUAUAAUAUCGGUGUAUUCGAUCAGUAUCAACCAACUGGACAAGACAAUAGUAAUCAACAACAAAAUGGCGAUUUCGGUGAAACAUCUGGUCGUCAUGAUUUGAAACCAGUCAAUGCAGAUGGUAAUGAACAACAAUUGGCCACUGCUGGUAGUAGUGGUAUUUCCACUGAAAUGAUCAUUGUAAUUUGUGUUGUCAUAGCAUGUAUUAUUGUUAUCAUUAUAAGUUUAAUUGUUUAUUCGUCACGUAAACGUGCACAACGUAGAAAACAACAAGAGAGAAAUCUUGGUGUUUCACAUAAAACAAAUUCAUAUUGUGCUGUCAUUGAACAUAAUCCAUCAAGUCGUACACCAAGUGAAAAACAAGCCACUUCUCAAUCACCAUAUAAUAAUUAUUCUCGUGGUAUUUCACAGCCAGAGAAGGAACCUUUAGCUCAUGGCUAUGGUAAUUAUCGAGAUGGACGUUUGUAAAGGAAUGAAAAACAAACUAUUAGUAGUGAAGAUGGUGCUGAGAAUAGUGAUCCUUCCUCGUUUAUCUUGUUUUUAUCAAAUUUUUUUCCAAUUGUUUCACAAAAUAAAAAUUAUCCCCACCUUACACAUAUAUUUUUUCACUAAUUAACAAGUAUACUCAUGUUUAAUUUAUGCUGAAUGGAAACUGAUUGUUUACGCUUCUCUUCUUUGAAAAAUUGCGAGAAUAGCAGAAAAUUAAAAUUUUUAAAAAUUCUAUUGACAUUUUCAUUCCACACUUCUCAUUCUAUUCAACGUUCCAAUUGAUCUAGUUAAUUUCUGAUUAAAACAACAGAAAAUGCCAAUAGCAAUAUCAUGCAACUCAAAUAGAUACAUAUGUUCGGACAGACUUAAACACUGGUAAAGAUCAAUUAGAUGAAAAACUGAUAUGAUAAUUUAGAUUAUUGAACUGUAUGUUAUAUGUAUUCAAUUAUUUUAUUGAAUAUCGAUUGAAAUAAGAUUUGGUUGUAAUGUUAAUUGAAAUUCGACCUAUUUUAUUACAUUUUAGUCGUACUUUACACGAAUAAUCAUUCUGUAAAAUAUAACAUCUCUCUGUAUAUAUAUAUAUAUAUAUAUAUAUAUAUAUAUAUAUAUAUAUAUUCAUUGUUGACAGUGAAAGCAAGAAUAUGGACUUAUCUCAUUCUUUUAUGUUGUAUUUGACUGUUUAAUAUCUGUUUUUCAAAGAAAGAUGCCAUAGAGACCAUAAAAUGAUAAGACGAGCAUAUAUACAUGCAUAUGUAGCUUUUAUGGAUUGCCUCUCUGAGCAGGAAAGUGAUUCUUCCCUGUUCUCCUGAUUCUUUUUUUUCUUUGGGUGAUUUUUAAAUUUUGUUAUAAUUGCACCAAUCAAGGAUGAAUAUUUUGAUGGGCUUUUAGUAUUCACUGUUUUUAUAUAAAUCGUGAGCAACUAUGUCAAUUGGAGUUAGUUUUUUAUCACACAUGUUUCAUUCAGCAUAUGAUGAAAAGUUUGUUUUAAGGAGUAGGAAUGGGAUUUUGAGUACUUCAAUUCUAUUCAUUAAGAAGUAAAUUGUUGCACUUUGUUUAAAAAAUUAAUACAAGUUUGCUCACACCAUUCACUUUCAAUCAUGCACCAUAUGACAACGUCAUUUUGAUGAUAUGAGUUGUAUCGAACAUUCGACUGUGUGUUUUUUCAAUUUUCUCCCCCCCCUUAUCCACAUGUAAAAAUUUACCCACAUUUUGGCGCCUUAUUAUUGUCCAGUGGGUCAUUCACUUAUCAAAUGACUCAAAUUUCUGUACGUUUACCUACCGAUCCACUCUAUUGAAAUACGUGUUCAAACAAUUAUCAAUUACUUUAUUACAAACAUCAUUCAAACGAAUAUGUUUGCGAACAAAAUGUUUCUAAUAUCCAGUCAGCCCUAUUAUCAUUAUGACUACCAACAAUUAUAUUUAAUUUAAACAAAUAAUAACGGAAACAAUAUUCUUUCUUGUUUAUAUCUGUUGUUUUCCUUGUUAAUGUAUCGAAAUUUAGGUGCACGAUGAAGAAAGCUUUCUAUCAGCCAUUCUACCCUCCUCUUUUUUGUUGUCGUUAUAAUCAAUGUUAUUGUUGUUGUUGACGCGUUCUUCUCAUUUUUGUGAAUUUUCACAUGAUUGUUUCAUGUGGGUUAGUUGUUCAUUUGUUUGUUUGUUUUCUAGUGUCAUUCUGACGAUACGAUUAUAUAUUAUUUCCAAAAAAAUAAUUUAGAAUAAAAAACAUUGGCAGUUCACUUUACCUUGAGUAUCAAUUUAAGAUGUUAUCAUUCGAAAUUCAAUGAAGUCUAAUGGUUUCUGAUAGAAGUAACAAGAUCACUUACUGAUCGGUUUAAGGUGACAAAAACAUGAAGUCAUGAAUUUAUCCGUUGUUUAAAUGUUAUCAGUUUUAUAUUUCAUGAAGAAGGACUAGUGAUAAGGCUAGGUUGAUUAAAUAAAUCA